This is a messenger RNA of Aureobasidium pullulans EXF-150, 1060 nucleotides long. RefSeq names its product alpha/beta-hydrolase. Gene Ontology annotation, cellular component: mitochondrion. The transcript has 5 exons. Lineage: Eukaryota; Fungi; Ascomycota; Dothideomycetes; Dothideales; Saccotheciaceae. The coding region runs from base 36 to 932 and encodes 298 amino acids. The record is from RefSeq and is a predicted model, not a curated record.
ACCAAAGAUGUGAUUCGUCACUCGAAGCAUUGGAGAUGCUGGCAACAAGAACAUUCGCGCGGUCGCGGCAGGCCUUCUCACCAUUCAGCACCCGUUGCUUCUCAUCAAGCCCGAUCAACGCCAAAUUGAAGCUCGCCUACGACUUCUACGAGGCUGAAAAGCCCGAGUCCAAGAAGGACCCGAUUGUCUUCAUCCAUGGCCUCUUUGGUUCAAAGAAGAACAACCGUAGCAUGAGCAAAGUGUUCGCUCGUGAUCUGAACCGUCCCGUCUACGCCAUUGAUUUGCGCAACCACGGCGAGUCGCCUCACGACCCAAGACAUGACUACACUGCCCUCGCUGAGGAUGUCGAAGGCUUCCUGCAAGAGCACAAUAUUGAGCGCCCUGCUCUGAUCGGCCACUCAAUGGGUGCUAAGACAGUCAUGGCCGUCGCUUUGCGCGGUAAAGUGUCAAUCGCCAGCCUCAUUCCUGUCGACAAUGCACCCGUCGACGCUGCGCUAAAGAGCGAUUUUGGAAAAUACGUCCAGGGCAUGCGCAAGAUUGCCGAUGCAAAUGUGCAGAAGCAGUCCGAGGCAGAUGCCAUCCUGGCUGAGUUCGAAUCACAUGUUGGUGUUCGCCAGUUCCUGCUCACCAAUCUUGCCCGUGGAAAGGACGGUAUCCAGAAAUUCCGCAUCCCAGUCAAGUACCUGGCAAACGCUCUCGACAACAUGGCCGACUUCCCCUUCAAGGACCCCGAAGAGGCACGGUGGGAGGGCCCUACCUUGUUCAUCAGAGGCACAAAGAGCCACUACGUGGCCGACGAAACACUGCCUAUCAUUGGAAGAUUUUUCCCAAGGUUUGAGAUUGCAGACGUCGACAGCGGACAUUGGGUCAUCAGCGAGAAGCCCCAAGAAUUCAGAGAUGCCGUGGUCGAGUUCUUGCAGGACAAAGAGUAGAGUUUGUAGAUAGUAGCCGAAUCAAUGUAGCAAUAGCACAUGUUUCAAAUCACAUACGAAGCCGUGCAAAUAGAGCUGGAGGAGGCGUGAUGCGCGUGGUAUCAUAAAAAGUGAAAUUGGAAAAUUCG